AUGGCCGACUCGGUGCUCAGCACCCUAUGCGGAAUCUGCCACGCCGAACCUCCCAAAUACAAAUGCCCACGCUGUCUAGCACGAACAUGCUCGCUGGCAUGCACCCAGAAGCACAAGAUUAGAGCCGACUGCUCUGGCGUCCGCGACCCUACCGCCUUCAUCCCCGCCACUCGUCUACGGACCACCGCCGGAAUCGAUCACGACUACAACUUCAUCUCCUCCAUUGAGCGCGCCUGCAAGCGCAACGAGCAAGAGAUCGUCGAAGUCCGCAAAAUCCUCAGCGACAAGGAAUUACACCCUCAAAAUGAAGAUAAGGCUUUCGUCAAGGAAUGGCACGGCGACGAGUUGCGCCACGUCCCCGUCGGAACGCUGCCACCACCACAAUGGAAACAACAGAGGAUGCAGGAGGAAGGCGCAUGGAUAUCUGGUUUCAGCCGACAAGUACGCCAGAGGCUAAGGAAACUUAACAUCGAAGCGGUCUCCAUGCCCAAGGGCAUGACCCGACAGCGCGAAAACGAGACCUCAUGGAACCGAAACCACCAAUGCGUAAAUUGGCAGGUUGAAUGGCUCCUCUUCAACGUUCCCGGUAUUCCCACAACCGGCGAACAACAACAACCGCACCGAAUCCUACACAAAGCACUCGAGAAUAAGCCUCUUAACCGCGCACUAGCCGAAACCCUCGCCUGGUACCGCAGACGUCUCUCUCGACAAGCUCAAGAAGCCGAAACAACCAUACCCGAUCUCGAAGCCGAAGACGUUGACGCCGACGGCCGUCCCACCAAGCGCCGCAGACUCGAAUCUGGCUUCGCCCAAACGAAGUCCAAGAAAAUCACCGAAAUCAUCGCAUCCCCUUACCUCUCCUCUUUGCCCCAGAACGUCUCAACCUCCGCCUGGUCCACCGAUUCGCCCUACACCAUCCAAUACUCCAUCACCGGCGCCUGGUCGCAGACCGCCUGCGACGGCUCUGCCUCGAUCACGAAAACCGACGACGAAGAAACUGUUGACCAAUCCCGCUUGCUAGCGGGGUGGCGGUUCUUUCUACACAAAACCUGGGCACCCUCAACUACUCAAUCCGGGCAAGCGAAACCAAAUGGCAAAUUAAUGAUCCCGCUCAGCGCGACCAAGAAGCUCUCUCAUGCCCUCCGCGGUAGGACGGUAGUUGAGUUUCCAACUAUCUACGUCCUGUCGCCUGGUGGGGAAUUGCCGGAGGGGUAUGGAUAUGCGGAUACCAAGAGGCGGAAGGAGAGGGUUGCUAAGGCCAUCAAGAGGGAAACCGAUGAGGCCGCGGGCGGCGAGGAGGCAGCUAGCAGCAGCAACAACUCUUCUGACUCCGAGGCUGAUUCGGACUCGGAGUCGUCGGAUGAGGAUGGGGAAGUGGAAGAGACUUCAUCGGUUAAUCCUAAUGGGAGGAAGAAGCAGUUUGGAUCGCAGCAGGCUGCGUUCCGAAGGGAUCAGCGCGAUCAACGCGGUGGUGGUAGAGGUGGAGGGAAGUGGGAGCGUGGGGGAAGGGGCGGAAGAGGCGGCCGCGGUGGGAGAGAAGGGAAGAAUGUUAGGUUCAAGCAGGAGGAGGCUGAGCAGGCUGAAGAGGGUGAAGUGGACGGGAAGGUCGACACGGCAGCGCUAGAAGCAGCUGUUAGGCAAGCUGCUUCUGGCGACUUCGAUGUCAUUCUCGGAACAGCGGAGGACGGCGAGGUCAAUAGUGACGGUGACGAAGUCAUUGCGGAUGCUGAUUCGGGUAUACCGUGGAGGCCGAGGAGGGCGGUGGCAGUACGUGGUCGUGGCCGUGGAACCGCGGCGGACGAGCGUGGUGGAAGAGGAGGUCGUGGUGGCGGCAACUUCCAGCAACGGGGCGGUAGAGGCCGAGGAGGAUAUGGAGGUCAACAGCAACAGCAGCAGCAGCAGCAGCAGAGGGUUCAGGUGAAACAGGAGGAGGCUGAGCCGAGCGUAAACAUGGACGUUGACAUCCCGUCUGCUACAACUUACAUCAAGCAGGAGCACGUGGAGGAGAAACCACAAAAACCCACUGGUGGACUUGUCAACUACGGGUCUGAUUCCGAGUAG
This is a messenger RNA of Sordaria macrospora k-hell, 2061 nucleotides long. RefSeq lists its product as uncharacterized. The record is from RefSeq and is a predicted model, not a curated record. Gene Ontology annotation, cellular component: pre-snoRNP complex; nucleus. Lineage: Eukaryota; Fungi; Ascomycota; Sordariomycetes; Sordariales; Sordariaceae. Gene Ontology annotation, biological process: snoRNA localization; box C/D snoRNP assembly; maturation of LSU-rRNA from tricistronic rRNA transcript (SSU-rRNA, 5.8S rRNA, LSU-rRNA).